AUGGGUCCUCCACCAAACCCUGCCAAAGAUGCAGACCAUUCAAAGCAGAAUACCAAUACGCCUGACGGGACAAGUAAACUUAAUCGACCGACUUCUGAUUCUCCACAGGCGAAAAUUACCACUACCACUACCUCCGUGAAAGCGAAUGGAACCCCACAACCAGCUGCUUCAACACCUAUUACCACCACUACAACUCCUGCUGAUACUCCUGCCGUGCCAACACAAGUCAACACUAAUAAUACGCCUUCCGAUUCAACCCCAAAGCUCUCCGGCGCCGAGCUGAAGAAGAGGGCCAAGGCCGAGAAAGCUGCGAGGCGAGCGAAGGAAAAAGAAGAGCGCGAGCAAGCUUCUGGAAGCGGCACUGCUGCUAGUGGCGGUGGCAGCGCCAGCGGAAAUGCGAAACAGCAAUUAAACCAGCCAUUGUCGAAGAAGGGGCCUCCUGGGCCUCAGGCGCAAAAAAUUGUUGAGACCGGUGGCUCGGGCGGGAAAGGACAGAAACAAUUUGGGAGUGGUGGGGGAGGAGGAGGAGGAGGAGGAGGAGGAGGAACUGCUGCCUCUGCCGCUGCCGCUGCUGCUGCUGGGCGGCGUGCCUCGGUUUCAUAUCUUAACACUACGGAAUUGUCGAGGAAGAAGAAGUGGGAGGAGGAAAAUAUGGCUGAUAGUAAGACGGUUGCGAUGUUCAGUCAUUUGUCGUUGCAGAACCACCGAGGGACAAUCUCAGGAGCGGGAAAGGAGAUUCAUCCUGCUAUUUUGGCACUGGGGUUACAGAUGAGGGAUUAUGUGAUUUGUGGGAGUAGUGCGAGGUGUGUGGCCAUGUUACUGGCUUUUAAAAGGGUGAUCGAGUCUUACACUACACCCGUUGGGACAUCGCUAGCACGCAACUUGACAACACAUCUCUCACACCAAAUCUCAUAUCUUUCAUCCUGUCGACCACUUUCCAUAAGCCAGGGCAAUGCGAUUCGUGCUAUAAAACUUGCCAUUUCAGCUGUAGACCCAUCCUGUCCUGAGGACGAAGCCAAAGAGGCACUAUGUGAGUUCAUCGACGGGUUUAUCCGUGAAAAAAUAACAGUUGCGGACCAGGUGAUUGCAAACAGCGCAGCUCAAAAAGUCAAUGAUGGUGAUGUCAUCCUCUGCUACGGCGGGAGCAACAUUGUCCAGCAGACCCUCCUUACGGCCCACCGUCAGGGCAAAAAGUUUCGCGUCUCAGUAAUUGAUUCCCGUCCCUUUUUCGAAGGCAAAAAACUUGCCCGUACCCUUGCCAAUGCUGGACUACGAGUGCAAUAUACGCUUGUGCAUGCCAUCAGUCAUGCGGUAAAGGAAGCAACCAAGGUAUUCCUAGGCGCCCACUCCAUGACGAGCAAUGGCCGCCUUUUCAGUCGCGUUGGCACCGCCCUCGUCGCAAUGUCUGCAAAGGAACCGGUUGGCGGCAUAAAUAUUCCUGUGAUUGUCUGUUGCGAGACAGUUAAGUUCACCGACAAGGUAGCUCUUGACAGCAUUGUUCUCAACGAAAUGGCCGAUGCGGACGAGUUGGCCGCUAGCGAACCCUCACAUCAGCUAACUCAGCCACCACUACUGACAAAAAGCACCAAGCCGGGCUCUGCGGCUAACCAAGGCUCUGCUUCGACGGCUGAUCCAUCUUCCCACACUGUCAUUGAUCCGAACAAUCCUCUCCAACACUGGAAGGAGAAACCAGGCUUACAGCUGUUGAAUAUCAUGUACGACGUCACGCCCGCUGAGUAUAUCGAUAUGGUCAUUACGGAGAUGGGGAGUUUACCUCCCAGUGCUGUACCGAUCGUUCACCGGAUGAGUACGAAUUCCUGAUCUCGGUCGUACCUGUUUGUUUAAUAAUUUCAUGCUUUUUGUCUUGUUCCCUUGAGUUCUUAUCUUGUAUUUGUUUUCUUUUUCUAUGAAUUUCGAUUUCCUCUCCUCACUUGCUUUCUUUAUUUCUAUUUUAUGUUUCUACUUUCUUCCUUUUUAAGUAUAUUUCCUUCUGUUCCUAUUAUUCUCUGAUCUUCGGUUUUUACUGCACAUGUUAUGGGAUAGAAAAAGGGUACAUCAGGCACAACGGUCAGUACAAUGCAAUUGUGUUGCGAUGAGGUUGGACGGAAAAGGAAGGCGUGGAAAUAAUGGAAAAGCAGGGAUUUGUGAUAUCAGGAGCAUUGCAAUGGAGCAGCAGGAUUUUCGCGAUUCUGUUUUUCUAUCCUCUCGGUUUUUGAUUCCUUCUACUUCACUUUCGGGGCCCGGAGUAUGACUGAGCUAAUAUAUUUAGGCACUCCCUUUUAUUCUUGUCUAAAUCUUUUUUCUCUCCUGUUUUGGAUUCCAUUUACGUGUAUUCCGCAUCAUCUGUCAAGCGACUUACCCCUCCGUAUAUGUCCCAGUUUUAGCAAGGGCUAUAUAUUUCCUCUUAUUUUACCUUGAUUUUUUCAUUCUAGCUGAAUCUGAACAGCCUCCUUUUUU
Histoplasma capsulatum G186AR is the source of this 2457-nucleotide messenger RNA. Its product is annotated as translation initiation factor eif-2b delta subunit. NCBI's taxonomy places the organism in Eukaryota, Fungi, Ascomycota, Eurotiomycetes, Onygenales, Ajellomycetaceae. Bases 1 to 1821 code for a protein of 606 amino acids. The transcript is spliced from 2 exons. The record is from RefSeq and is a predicted model, not a curated record.